This is a messenger RNA of Volvox carteri f. nagariensis, 789 nucleotides long. RefSeq lists its product as uncharacterized. The annotation marks the transcript as partial. Lineage: Eukaryota; Viridiplantae; Chlorophyta; Chlorophyceae; Chlamydomonadales; Volvocaceae. The transcript is spliced from 2 exons. The record is from RefSeq and is a predicted model, not a curated record. Gene Ontology annotation, molecular function: protein binding; RNA polymerase II general transcription initiation factor activity. Gene Ontology annotation, cellular component: transcription factor TFIID complex. Gene Ontology annotation, biological process: transcription initiation at RNA polymerase II promoter.
AUGCCCACCAUCUCCGUGUAUCACGCACAGCUCCGCCGAUACCGGCCCCGGGGGCCCAACGGGGGCUCCGGGGGGGCCGUCGCCAACGGCGGCGGCGGCGGCGCAGCUGCGCCCGACGGCACGGCGGUCGGCGACGAUGACGACGAAGCCGAGCCGCCGGGCACGUCGCGUCUGUACGGCCACACAGCUGCUGUACACGCUGUCGACAUGACCGUUGACCAACGGCUCAUCCUCAGCGGCUCCUCCGACGGCACUGUACGAGUGUGGGGUAUGGAAUUUGGAUCCUGUUUAGCUGUUUACCCGGGGCAUGUGUUUCCCGUGUGGGAUGUUGCCAGCUGCCCCCUCGGACAUUGGUUCGCCAGCGGAGGAGCCGAUCGCGUGGCACGGCUGUGGGUUUCGGAGCGUACGGCACCCUUGCGGCUGCUGGUAGGUCACAGCGCGGACGUGGAUGUCGUACGUUGGCACCCCAACGGCACGCUGGUGGGCACUGCCUCCGCUGACCGGACGUUGCGGCUGUGGGACGUGCGUGAGGGCAAGUGCGUGAGGUACCUCUCCGGGGGGCUGUACGGCAGUCCUACCUCCAUGGCCAUGUCCCCUGAUGGCCUUCAUCUGGCUGCCGGUACGGACGAGGGCCAGGUGCUGGUGUGGGACCUGGGUACGGCACGCCGCCUCGCUGCCUCGCCCCCGGCAGCUUCACACUCCGGGCCGGUGUGGGCCCUAUGCUACAGCAACGGCGACGGCACGCUGCUGGCGUCAGGCGGUGCGGACGAAACCGUACGGCUCUGGCGC